Molecule: messenger RNA, 2929 nt
Organism: Crotalus tigris (Tiger rattlesnake)
Lineage: Eukaryota; Metazoa; Chordata; Lepidosauria; Squamata; Viperidae
Product: unconventional myosin-Vb-like
Exons: 17
Coding region: 362-2731 (789 amino acids)
Molecular function (GO): GTPase binding
Source: RefSeq, a predicted model, not a curated record
UGAUAAGUCACUUUUUUCACUGCCGUUGUAACUUUGAACGGUCGUUAAAUGACCCGUAGUAAUUUGGGAGCUGCGUAGCCUGUCGACAUUUGCUCAUUUUGUGUUGCGUUCCUCUUUAAGAUACCACUGAAAGCCACUCACUGGCCUAGGCUGAGAGCAAAACUAUCCUUGUUUUAAUAAAGGAAGGCGGAAGGAACCGGUUUGGCUAUAAAAGUCAGCCAGUGUGAAACAGAAUCGGCCUGCAGGGUACAGGGACCUCAAACUGGCCAACAUUGUGGACGUUAACUUGGUUUUUUUGUGUUCCUCUUAGAGGAUCUCUGACUUGGAAGAAGAGAAUGUCCUCCUGAAGGAAGAAAAAGAGAUGCUAAACAACAAAAUCUUGGGUCACUCAGAAGAUGAAUUUGCCAAAAAUGCACUUGAAGAAAACCUGAUGAAGAAGGAGCUUGACGAGGAGAGAGUCCGUUACCAGCACCUUGUGCAGGAAUAUUCGAGGCUGGAGCAGAGAUACGACAAUCUCAGUGAGGAGAUGGCGCUCAUCAAGCAAAGCCCAGGGCACAGAAGGAACCCCUCAAACCAAAGCAGCUUGGAAUCGGAUUCCAACUACCCAUCCAUUUCUACAUCUGAAAUAGGAGACACGGAAGAUGCGAUACAGCAGAUAGAGGAAGUGGGCUUGGAGAAGGCAGCCAUGGACAUGAGUCUCUUCCUGAAACUUCAGAAGAGAGUGCGGGAACUUGAACAGGAGAGAAGAAAGUUGAAGACUCAGCUGGAAAAGAAAGAGAACGAAAGCAAGAAAUCUCAGGUAAUUGAAACGAAGAACAAAAUGGAUUUGGACCGAGAUACAGAUCUAGCGUACAACAGUCUGAAGAGGCAGGAGUUAGAAUCUGAGAACAAGAAGCUGAAAAAUGACCUAAACGAACUCAGGAAGGCUGUUGUGGAUGGCGUGGUCCAAAACAACUCUUCCAGUGACGUUCACGACACCUACCGCCUCCUCCUGAAUCAGCUCAGGUCAGCGAGCGAAGAGCUGGAAGUGCGGAAGGAAGAGGUCCUCGGUCUCAGGACGCAGAUCCUAAGGGCGGCCCAGCAAAAAGACGCAGGCAGGAAUAGGGAAUCAAACCUGAGCACGCAAACCAGCUGGCCCAAUAGUGACAAGCAUAUGGACCCAGAAGACGCCAUUGAGGCCUACCACGGAAUGUGUGAAACAAAUCGGCUCCUUGAGGCUCAGCUCCAGGAUCAGAGAAGGGAGUACGAAGAAGAAAUAGAGGUCCUGAAGGAGCAGAUGGAGACCCUGAAGGAGGCGCUGGAGAAACAGCACGAACUCUUCCUCCAGACGCUCCAGUUGUCGCCAGAGGCCCAGGUGGAGUUUGGCAUCCAGCAGGAAAUCUCCCGGCUGACCAGCGAAAACCUGGACCUGAAAGAGACGCUGGAGAAGCUAGAAAAGAAUGAGAAGAAGCUGAAGAAGCAGCUCAGGAUUUAUAUGAAGAAAGUGCAAGAUUACGAAGCUGAUCAAACCACUACACAGUCUGAAAAACGGAAACACGAACUCAGUCGGCACGUUGCCGUCCAAAGGAAGGAAAAAGACUUCCAGGGAAUGUUAGAAUAUUAUGAAGAAGAGGAGCCUUUGCUCAUAAAAAAUCUCAUUACAGAUCUGAAGCCCCAAGCAGUAUCUGCCACCGUGCCCUGCUUGCCCGCCUACAUCCUUUUUAUGUGCAUCAGACACGCCGAUUACACUAAUGAUGAUCAAAAAGUGCACUCGUUGCUUACCUCCACUAUUAACGGCAUUAAAAAAGUAUUAAAGAAACACAACGAGGACUUUGAGAUGACGUCAUUCUGGCUGUCCAACACGAGUCGCCUUCUCCAUUGUCUGAAGCAAUACAGCGGCGAUACGGGUUUCAUGACUCAAAAUACCCCAAAGCAGAACGAGCACUGCCUGAAGAACUUUGACCUCGCCGAGUACCGCCAGGUCCUGAGUGACCUCUCCAUCCAGAUCUACCAGCAGCUCAUCAGAAUUGCUGAAGGCGUCUUGCAGCCCAUGAUAGUGACGGCGGUGCUGGAGAACGAGAGCAUCCAGGGGCUGUCGGGGGUCAAGCCGAUGGGCUACCGGAAGCGGAGCUCCAGCAGGGGGGACAGCGAAAACGCCUACAGCUUGGAGGCCAUCCUCCGCCAGCUGAACACCUUUCUCAGCGUCAUGUACGACCAGGGCCUGGACCCAGAGAUCAUCCAGCAGGCCAUCAAGCAGCUCUUCUACAUGAUCAACGCCGUGGCCUUGAACAACCUCCUGCUGCGGAAGGACGUCUGCUCCUGGAGCACAGGCAUGCAGAUGAGGUUUAACAUCAGCCAGCUGGAGGAGUGGUUGAGAGGGAAGAACUUGCAGGCAAGCGGGGCUGCCAAGACCCUGGAGCCCCUGAUCCAGGCAGCCCAGCUGCUGCAGCUGAGAAAGAAAAGCCCUGAGGACGGGGAGGCCAUCUGCUCCUUGUGCACAUCCCUCACCACCCAGCAGAUUGUAAAAAUACUAAAUCUUUACACUCCUGUGAACGAGUUUGAAGAGCGAGUGACAGUAACCUUCAUAAGAAACAUUCAGGCCCAGCUGCAAGAGCGAAACGAUCCUCCACAGCUGCUGUUAGACUUCAAAUUCAUGUUCCCCGUUUUGUUUCCGUUCAAUCCUUCGUCUCUGACUAUGGACUCUAUCCACAUCCCAGCCUCCCUUAACCUGGAAUUCCUUAACCGAGUUUGAAGACUACAAUAUAUAUAUAUAUAUAUAUAUAUAUUUUUUUUCAGCCCAAUUUCCCCAAAGCUGAGGGGUUAAAAAAAAAAGAAGUAAAAAUGUAGAAUCUCUUCAGAUACGGACCAAAUAAUGGUGCCAAUGAAUCAGUGCUAAAUUGUGCAGGAUAAAAAAAAAAAUACUCGCGUUAGAUGCUUUUUGGUUUGCCUG